This is a messenger RNA of Sorghum bicolor (sorghum), 3989 nucleotides long. RefSeq lists its product as uncharacterized. The transcript is spliced from 7 exons. Lineage: Eukaryota; Viridiplantae; Streptophyta; Magnoliopsida; Poales; Poaceae. Bases 582 to 3368 code for a protein of 928 amino acids. The record is from RefSeq and is a predicted model, not a curated record.
UGGUUGCGACAUUGGCAAAGCUCUUCUUCCUUCCUCUCCGCUGUUUCCGCUGCGUUCGCGUGCAAGUUCCUGCCAAAGCCAAGAGAUUGCUACUGCGUCGAGUCGAGGAGCCAUUUUCCUUGCAGCCUGCAUAGCGAAAGAUAAAGGCAGGCAGGGCAGGCAGAGAGAGAGAGAGAGAGAGAGAGAGAGAGAGCGAGCCGCAGCGGCAGCUUUUGCACGCCCGCGGCACAUCUUUUUAUCCCCGCUAGCUAGUUCGUCUCUUGUGGCCUUUUCCGGGUGCCGUCGGGCGAAAUGUGAAUAUGUGAUGAUGAGUUCUCGUGGCGUCCGUCGAUCUGUUCGCCAUUCUCCCAUCAUCAUAGUUCCCUGUCGACUGUCGUCCGUCCUUGGCGCAUUUGUUCUCGUCCUCGGGGGAGCGAGAGGCGUGUGGGGGUUCGCGCUUCACGUGUUGAUUCCUCGCGCUCCCGCACUGCCUCCUCGUCGGAUUUCGUGAUGUGGAGGCCGCUUUUUGGACGCAGCUGAUCAGUUGUUGUAUUUUUCUGUUCCGUUCUCCCCGCUCCUGCCUUGUCCGGAGGAAAUUGUGAAUGAAAGGGGCUCAGGAUAAGAGGCACAGAAAGAAGCAGGACCUCCAGGUUCUCGCGCCCUUCCCGGGAUGCCUGGGGAGGAUGAUCAACAUGUUCGACCUCAGCAACGGCGUGGUUGCCACCAAGAUGCUCACCGAGAAGGCACAUAGAGAUGUUUCUCCAGCUGGAAAAGACCGGAGUAAUACUUUCAAGAUGGCAAUUAACCCCCCAGCUCAGACUGAAGAUAAACAAAGAGAUAGUCAGACAAGAAGGAAUUCCCCUACUAAAAGAUCAAACUCGCCUACUAAAAGAUCUGGUGGGACACCUGUUAAGAUGCUCAUGGAGCAGGACAUGUGGAAAGAAGGUGUGCCUGAUGACGAGCCACUGAAUGUUGUUGCAAGAUUAAUGGGUCUACAUGACCCUCCAGUUCAGCAAUCCAAUUUCCCUUUAGGAAGACAAUUGGAUAAGGAAUAUCAGUUUGGUGGUUUUGAAGAGAACUACCGGAAUCUCAAGCCAAAGAAGGAAAGCAGAUGCCAUCAAAACCAAAAGGCAGGGCCACGCCAUCAGCACACUUGGAAUGGUUUUGGUGACCAACCAUCAAGAAUCAAUAGCAGCCAGAGCAAGCACCAAGGAAAUGAGCCUUGUUGUGAGAAGAGGAUGUCACUUGUUCGUGAGAAGUUUGCUGAAGCGAAGCGUCUAGCCACGGAUGAGAAGCUUCUUCAUUCGAAGGAGUUCCAAGAUGCACUGCAGUUUUUAAGCUCAAAUAGAGAGCUCUUCUUGGAGUUCCUUGAUGAGCCAAAUCCUCUGUUAUCAAGCAACCGUUAUGAGUUCCAACCUGUUGCACCACAUUCUGAAGUGAAGCAAAUAACCAUACUGAAGCCAUCAGAACCAACAAAGAGAAAAGGCAGCAUCCUUAUAGGGAGACAACUGUUUUCAGAUGGAGAUGAAAGUGAACGUAACAGAUACAGGCGCCAUCAGAGUUUAGAUGUUUCCCCAGCAAAUUCAAAUUUGUCUGAGCCAACAAAAAUUGUAGUACUAAAGCCAGGACUCUCCAAUUCUCAUGAUUCCAGGAUUGCGAGGUCUUCAUUAUCAUCUGCAGAAGACAGUGAAGAUGAAAGUAUGAUGACGGUUGAUGAAACCGUGUGCUCAAGAAGAUUGGCAAAGGAGAUCACUUGGCAGAUGAGGAUGCGGCUAAAAGACAAGCAAGACGAAGAGAGCAUGCUCUCACGUGAAUACCCUGACUUUUAUAUCGGAGAUGACUCCUUCGGUAAAUCAGAAGUUGAGAUUGCAAAAGAGAUGUCUGGUGAAACAAGUGAGGAAUUGGAGUUUGGCACUCCAACUUCUGGGCGUUCUUGGGAUUUUCUGAGUAGAAGCGGAAGUCCUUACUCUGCAUCAUGCUCUAGUCAGGCAUCCCAUAGAAGGGAACCAUCAGUAGUUAGGGAAGGAAAGAAGAAGAUUUUAGAGAGAUGGUCUAUGGUAUCAUCCACAGUCAGUGGUGAAGAAGAAAUGGAAGGUCGCAGAAGUACAGGCACACUUGGUGACAUGCUCACAAUACCGAAAGUCAAGGACCAGGAAGAAAUUGGAGCUGAAACACUGGGGAGCCCAGCACUUGAGCUGGAACCUGAAGAGUCUUUCUCAUGUUUGCCAAGAUCUCGAUCUCUUCCACUUUCUUUGUCCUAUGGAGUCGCUGAGUCAAAUGGAUUAGCCUCUGGCACUCAGGAAGCUGAAAAGGAAAGAAUCAGGAAGUCAUCAUCAUUUAGGGAAAAAGUUUCUAGCCUGUUUUCUAAAAAUAAGAAAUCAACUAGGGAGAAAGUAGAUCCAUCUGCGAGCAAUAGACUCAAGCAUGGAGGGGCUGUGACUACUGGUGAUGUGAAGGAAGGCUGGAACCAUCUUGCCCUAGAGAAUCUUCAGAAACAAAGUACUUGUCUAAACACAGAUGAGAAGAACAAUGUGCAAGGACUCGUGACUAGUUCUUGUGAUACUAAUGAUACAGCUAAUAUCCCUGCCAAGGAUAUUUCCUCCAUUUCAAGUCUUGGCACCCCAGGAAUCUUUGGUGACCCUCAGGACCAACCUAGUCCUGUAUCUGUACUAGAUGGACCGUUUAUAUGUGAUAACAGGAGGCUACUGUACUCAUCUGAAAAUUUCAUAACUUCAUCCCCACAAGCUUUGUCGAGGUCUCCCCUGAUCGGAUCAUUUUCACGGUCACUGUCAUGGGAGGAUCCCCCGCUGGAAGUCAUGUCACCAAAUUCUUUGAGACUCUCAAGGCUUUUCUCAAAGGCUGAUGAAGAUCUAGAUUCACUGACGUUUAUCCAAAAGCUGGUCCACUCUUGUGGCAUGGAUCGAGAAAGUUGCGUAUUAGCUGACCCUUUGAACCCAAAUUUGCUUGAUAAGAUUUCAGAUUAUGAAGAAGAUGGAAUUAAGUUUGGGAAAAGGCGGUCAAAACAAAGGCUUCUUUUUGACGCUGUAAACGAAGCACUCACUGAGAUUGCUUCGAUGGCGGAACUGGCUGCAUACCCCUGGGGUAGAUCAUGCUCUUGGGAGCACAGGGAUUGCAAGAAUGGUUCCAGUAAUUCAGCGGCUGAGGAAAUUUGGCGGGUCAUUAGGAACUGGUCGAUACUUGAGAAGUAUCCUCCCGGCGAAGCUAUUGAAAGAAAUCUCUUGCUGGAGAUGAUACUCAAGAGGGAGGUGGCUGAGCCAGCCAGCGCUGACACAACUCGGUUAGAGAUGUUUGAUCUCAACGCCACGGUCUGCGCCAUGGUCUUGGAGGACCUGGUUGAAGAGACAGCUGUAGAUCUGACUAACUGCUAGUGAGUGUCUGUUGCUGCUGAUGCAGCCAUUUGCUGGAUUUGGAGUGGAGUGCUUGGUCAUUGCCAUGGGAUCCAAUCCAAAGCCUGAAGAAGGCUGAAAGGCUAUCAGUUAUUGUCAUGAAAUCUGCCUUCCCCCUGCAGCCGCUGCCGCCAAAUUGCUGUAGUUUUUUGCGGUAUGAUAUGAAUGAAUGCCAUGGGCUGCUUGCAUGCUUUGCUAUUGAAAAGUAGGUUGGUAGGUACUACUAGUACGUUGGUACGUACUGCCCCUGUCCUGUGGGCCUGUGUUGUAUAGUUGGUUGGUUGGUUCUUCUCGUCCAGAUUGCAUGCACGCAGUGUGUGUACAGUGACUGACUGACAGGUGUUGAUCGAGCAACAUUGAUGAAUUGGGGGCUGCCAUGCCACUGCCACCACCUCCACGACGGCUCACAACGGUCUCUGGCCGACCUCUGCCUGCAUGCUUUCUCACCGGUCCUUGAAGCAUGCAAGUGUAUGAUGACUGAUGAAUGAAAAAAAAAAAAGGAAAAGGAAAAGGGUGGUUGUUGCUUGUUUGAUCUGCCAUGGCGUUUGGCAAGCAGACAAUUCAUCUAGUAGAUACUAGAGUUGAUGAAAUAUUCAUUCAUAA